Messenger RNA from Racocetra fulgida, 313 nucleotides. Lineage: Eukaryota; Fungi; Glomeromycota; Glomeromycetes; Diversisporales; Gigasporaceae. The record is from the annotation of a GenBank genome assembly.
CGCGAUUAUAUCCAAAUUUGGAAUAUAUUGAUCUUAGUGGAUGUAAAAAUAUUACUGAUGUAUCUAUUUGUGAUAUUGCGCAUUAUUGUCAAAAACUUGAGCAUUUCGAUAUUUCUAGUUGUGAUAUUUCCGAUUUAGCUAUAGAAAAAAUUGCAACUUCAUCUAAUAAUCUAAAAUUUCUUAAUAUACAAUUAUGUGGGGGUAUCAGCGAAAAUGCGGUAAAAAAACUUAACUCGAACAUUAAAGUAAAAGGUAUUGAUCGAUUUGCCUGGGUAGUUCCACAUAUUUCCGCUCGAAGAGCCAUGACUUUUAA